AUGUCCACAAAGAUGCUCUCGGAGCUCCACGAUUUCCUCACGUUAUUCGUCGAGAGGGUUCCUGAAGACAAGCCGCAGGCUCGCUUCGGGCACAUCCAGAUGCCUCCCUACCGUCUCGGUGGGCGGAUGGCAAACCUUGGCGAUGACUGGGCGUUCAAUCACCCCGACUGGGCGUUGAGUGGUUGGCAUGAACACAAGGUAAUACCAACCAAUAUCGUAUUGGUACUCUGCCUGAAUCCCCAAGUGCCAUCUGCUUGCGCUCUGUCGUUGGUUGGCGUCGUCAAGUGGGCGAUUCAAAUGUCUCUGAUGGAAUCCGACAUUCGCGUGUUGACAAUGCCAGCUGAGGAGGACUUCAACUUCCUAUCAAAGAUUGUAUCUUUCACAGCUUCUGGCGUCAACGUAGCAAGUCUCAACCUAGCCGCUCAUGGCCAAGUUGACCCAAUCCAGCACUGUAAGUGCCCCGGCACAAGCGACGUCAAUAUGUACGCUGAAGGGGUACUCGGAUGCAUGCAGAACAAACCCGAGCGGCGUCGUCUCAUCGUCUCUUUCAAUGCCGAAUUCUCCAAGGCAUUGGAAACCAAGAUGACAAAAGACGACCGCAAGCUCAUGAAAACCGUCUACAUGGAUACAGCGACGACCAUUCAGCCGCUGGUUGAACUGGAAGCUGGUGGGUUCAAGACCUACUUUCUGACGAUUCGUGGAGAGUUGUCUAGUCUACCUCAAACUUCUCUACUACUUGUAUAUGUAGCGUACUGUCUUGUGGACUUGUUUCGCUGUCUACCUACGCUGUGA
This is a messenger RNA of Fusarium musae, 792 nucleotides long. RefSeq lists its product as uncharacterized. Bases 1 to 792 code for a protein of 263 amino acids. The record is from RefSeq and is a predicted model, not a curated record. NCBI's taxonomy places the organism in Eukaryota, Fungi, Ascomycota, Sordariomycetes, Hypocreales, Nectriaceae. The transcript is spliced from 2 exons.